AUGGAUCUUUCUCGGCUGCAGCUACCAGCCAGAAGACCUAGCGAUGGACCGCGGUCCGAUAGGGCGUUGGCUGGGCUAUGGGGAGGAGGAGACGUUAAUGUGAACUAUUCGACUGGCAACGACGAUGAGGCAGAGGCCGCGCAGAGGGUUUUCCCGGCGCCGCUUGCUGAUUCGCCGAUCGGGAACGCCAUGUCCAAACCGGCACCCCCCGUUGUGUCUGGUUCAGUUUCGCAGCAUGGCGAGGCUGAAAAUGCAGCAAUUGAUGCGAGCUCUGUGCGGAGCAGCAAAAGUCGGUCAGCCAGUGUCACUUCCCAGAGCUCCCAUGGCUCGCGACACGACGAAGAGGGCAUUUCAAUUGUAACUCAAUCAGUUGCUUCGUUUGUGAACAAUGCUCUUCAACAGCCUCGUUACUCCACCCCGCUUGCCGGCCCGGACCUCUCCACGUUGUUUCAGUCUUUCUACAAAGAGCUUGAACAGACACUGUAUCCUACAGACGACUCCAACGUGCGUCUGCUCUCGCCGGACGAGAUGGCAGCUCGCAAUCGCCGAAAACGAUAUCUAAAACGGCUCAUGGACGGUGCCGAGCAACAGCUUGCGGGUAUCCUGUACACAAAACUGUUUGAUCCGGCUAUAGGAAGCGAUAGGGUCAUUAACAGCCGAUUGCAGGCCCGCAUAGCCACCGUUUCUGCGCAUCCUAGCUUAUCGGAGGAAUUGCAUAGUGAAAUUCCCCUUGAGGUUCGAGGAAAACUCUCUCAUGCUCUGGAAAUAUUCUCCCGCAUCGACCGCGAUAGAACCCCUCUGGCCAAGUUGGACGUGCUGGUGCAGACUCACCGGGAAAUUGUCGCCGCCCUGGAUGCCUCCGAUGUGAGUGCUGAUGCUCUUUUGCCUGCGUUUCUGUACGUCCUGUGCGAAUCGAACGUGCCCCACCUCUGGCUCAACACCGUAUACAUGCGGCGGUUCCGCAGGGCCUCGGCACUAGAAGGAGAAUACAACUACUGCUUGACGAAUUUGGAGGCGGCAGUCCAUUUGCUCAACACUUGGGUGUUUACGGAGCUGCCCGAGGGCAUCGACAUUACGCCGUUUGGCGAGAUGCCCGUGCAGGACGCCGGGGGCCGCUGGAGAGGUGCAUUGUGGAAUAGCACCCUGGGAUCAACGCUGACCACGGGCUACUCUGCGUUGCUUUCGCGAUUCCAACGAGAAAACGAGUCGCCGCGAGAAGAGCGUGACUCCCCGAGCCCCCGCAAGAAACCCGCCGUGCAUUCAAAGUUUUUAAAUCUUGACGCCGACCAACUCACAAUUGGCGAAGUCCGUGAACUGCUCCACGAGUACCGCCGUUUGGCUGCAUAUAUUCAUCGUUAGUCGCAAAAAAAUCAUCUUUUGU
Molecule: messenger RNA, 1381 nt
Organism: Wickerhamiella sorbophila
Lineage: Eukaryota; Fungi; Ascomycota; Dipodascomycetes; Dipodascales; Trichomonascaceae
Product: Vacuolar protein sorting-associated protein 9b
Exons: 1
Coding region: 1-1359 (452 amino acids)
Biological process (GO): vesicle-mediated transport
Cellular component (GO): endocytic vesicle; cytosol
Molecular function (GO): guanyl-nucleotide exchange factor activity; small GTPase binding
Source: RefSeq, a predicted model, not a curated record